UAAAUAAUUAUGGGGUCUGUUAAAAAAAAAGUUAUAUAUUAUUAGCCUGGCCAAGCACAGCUCAUUAGUAGAUAUGAAUUUGUUUUGUUAAUAAUCUUGGUGUGGUGCGACUCAGUGCUGUAACUGUGAUCUGAUCUGUCUGAACAACGUGCUUUAUUACACUUACAAACAUGUUUUUGAUAUUUUCAUCAUCAGAAACAUCACUGGGAAAAGAAAAACUCAUAAAAAUCACACUAACAUUUUCUGGUAGAGUUAAAAUGCCACGAAGGAUCAGCCCUCUCACAGAUGCCAUUUAUUAUGUCACUACCAAGAGUGACAAGACAUCUAAGCUAGAGGUGAAGUACAUAAGUUCAGAGAAAGGGCGUCGUAUCUUUACUCUAACUUCAUUUGACAAAGGUGAUUUUGUGGCAGAGUACCGAGGAGAAAUGAUUGAUUUCAUCGAGUCUCAAAGAAGGAGAAGAAUUUACCACGAUGCAUGUGGUGUGUUUAUGUUCGACUUCAAGUGGAAGGGAAAAACUUGGUGUAUUGAUGCUGCAAAAGAAGAUGGAUCUUUUGGUAGGCUUGUUAAUGAUGACCACAAGCACCCAAAUUGCAGAAUGAAGAAGAUUGAAGUGGAUAGGAGGCCACAUCUUUGUCUCUUUGCAUUAAAAGACAUUAAACAAGGACAAAAAAUUACAUAUGAUUAUGGAGGAACAGACUGGCCUUGGCGUAGCAAGGUUAUGGAGGACAAUCCUGAUGAGAACAAUGUCCAAGAAAAACAUCCAUCACAGUCUACAUCUCUUCUGGAUCAUAAUACUGCUACUAGUGCAUCAGUGACUGAACAGCAUUCUUCAUCAGAAGACAGUGAUGAACAAGAUAUGUGCAUACCAAGGUUAAGGAGGACCAAAAGUGUCUUUAGGCAACUAUGCACACAAUGCAGCUGUAAUGAAGUCAGGCGAAGGAGAACUGGUUCCGUACAGACAACCACAAAAUCAAACAGAAGGCGCUGUAUUUAUGCAUUGUGCAUAUUGCCAAGGGCUGUUUACCCGGAAGGUUCUCUGGAGGCAUAUGAAAAGCUGUAAAUUGAGCACUAAAGAUAAAAUCUCAAGACCUGGAAAAAAUCGUGUCCAAGCUCUCUGUUCAUAUGCACAACCUGUAUCUUCAAACAUAAGCAAAGCAUUAUGGAAGACAGUAAGCCACAUGAAUCUAGAUGAAAUCACAGCUGCUGUCAAAAAUGACUGCUGCAUCAUUCAGGUGGGAGAACACUUGCUGAACAAAGGUGGAAUAUCUGCUAAGAAUGAGGCAUAUGUCCGACAGAAGUUGCGAGAGCUGGGAAGGUUACUGGUCAGUGGCAGCAAAGUUGCAUCUUUGAAAAGAAUGGAAGAUUUCCUAGAUCCACAGAACUAUAUGAAGACAGUUAAAGCUGUUAGACAUGCAUGUGGAUAUGAUUAUCAAACCAACACAUACAGAACACCUUCACUUGCAAAAAAAACUUGGAAUAAGCCUAAUGAAGCUUAGUAAGCUUACAAAAGCUAAAGCUUUGAUUAACAAGGAUGUUGACUUGGCACAGAAAGUCACUGGAUUUCAAGAUGUGCAUAAGGAACGGUGGUGUGAUUAGAUCUCUGCAACAGCUGCAUGAAAUAUAGAAGAAUUAAAGUGGAAUGCACCUACUGUGUUGCCAUUUACAAAGGACGUGCAAAAGCUUCACACCUUCCUUGACAAAACACAAGAUGAAUGCGUCAAGCAGUUAUCAUCAGUGUCUUCUACAAAAUACUGGUCCGAACUUGCCAAAACCAUUUUAACUCAAAUCAUCCUGUUCAACCGCCGCAGAGAGGGAGAGGUAUCAAGUAUGCCUUUAUCUGCAUUUUUAACCAGGGACACCUCUGAUCCACAUGCUGAUGUAGACUGGGCAUUGUCUGAAGUUGAGAAGAAACUGUGCAGACAUUUCUCAAGAAUUGUCAUCAGGGGAAAAAGACGACGUCCAGUUCCUGUUCUACUGACACCAAAAAUGCUGGGUGCAUUGGAGUUGCUCGUAAAGAACAGGGAGACUUGUGGAGUGCUAAAGGAAAAUGUUUAUCUUUUUGCUCGGCCAACAGCAAUGUCGCAUUACAGAGGCUCGGACUGCAUCCGUAACUUUGCCAAGCAUUGUGGUGCAGAUAGUCCAUAUGCACUUACAUCCACAAAAUUACGAAAACAGGCAGCAACUCUUUCUACAGUCCUAAAUCUGAGGGACACGGACUUGGAUCAGUUAGCAAACUUUCUUGGACAUGAUAUCCGAAUUCAUCGGGAAUACUAUCGCCUUCCUGAAAAGACCCUACAGCUUGCAAAAGUCAGCAAAGUGCUUAUGGCGUUAGAACAAGGAAGAGUUGGGCAGUUUAAGGGCAAGAAUUUGGAUGAGAUCACUAUUGAUCCAAAUGAGGAAAUGGAGUUAAACAGUGAUGAAAUAAUGAGUGAGGAAGGUGAGAAAUGUGAAGAACAUGAAGACACUCAAGCAGAUGUCUGGGUGCCACCAGUGGACACUGAAAUCGUGCACACCGUGGAGAUGAAUUCUCUUCUAAGGUCUUCUAAAGGUAAAACUUCUACUCUGAAAAAGAGGAAGGCUUGGGAAGUAAACGAGGUCACCGCAGUGGAGAGACAUAUGAAGACUUUCAUCAUGUCAUGCCGUGUCCCAGGGAAGUUGGCCUGUCAAAACUGCAUUACAGCUGAGCCUUUAGCUCUUAAAGAUAGAGACUGGCAAAGUGUCAAAUUCUAUGUCUACAAUCGCAUUGUAGCUUAUAAGAGAGAUCUAAACAAGAAUGAUUAGAUAAGAUGGAUAAUGGCACUUUGGUACUUUUUCUAGUUCUUCUUUAAGUUAUGUUCCAUCUCUAGGCUAUCACUUUAAUGAACCAGUCAGCAUUUAUUUCAUAAUAAACUAAUCAGGAGCAGAUCAAGUAUUUCAAUAUUUAUAAGAACCCUUACCUACACAUUGAUACUGCAUCCAAUCAAAUUUAUUUUGGCUGCCACCUUUCAUUUUACUGCCACUGCCUUUUGUUUGGGCAAUAAAAGCUCCAAUGUGCUGCCCAUUUAUUUGUUUAGCCUAGCUAGCUUGGCAAAUGUUGUUAAAUUGUUAGCUGCCACUUUUUAGAGUAGUCAGUUUAGGUAGAUAAAUAAAGAUUAAGGCCAUAUUCAUGUUUUGGAAAAAAUCCUUUCAUUUGUGUAUACUAAGUAAUGUGCAGUAUGCAAGGUUUGAGGUGAUUGUAAGGGUCAAAAUUUUUAUUUUGGUUGCUGAAAGUUUUUGAUCCAAGUACUUGAAUGCAAUUUAUUUGUAAUUAGUUAAUUAUGAAGUAAAUGCUAGUCAGGCCUAGCCAGUUAUAGAAUGUUCAGUGCUUGUUAUAGUAUGUUAUAGAGAAUACUCAUUUACUUUUGGAUGUUGAUGUAAGUGUAAAUAAGAGUUGUGCUUUUAACAGCUUUGUAUUACACUAAAUAUGAGAGAGUUUAUUCAUAGUACAUGUGAGCUUUUAGUAAAUUUAAUGAGACUUUCUGUUGACUUUGGCAGUAAAGAAGCUCAAGACUCAAGUUGUCUGUUAUGUUAAAUAAACAGGGCUUUUCCUGA
Tachysurus fulvidraco (yellow catfish) is the source of this 3571-nucleotide messenger RNA. RefSeq lists its product as uncharacterized. The transcript is spliced from 9 exons. The coding region runs from base 1829 to 2782 and encodes 317 amino acids. The record is from RefSeq and is a predicted model, not a curated record. Gene Ontology annotation, biological process: DNA recombination; DNA integration. Gene Ontology annotation, molecular function: DNA binding. NCBI's taxonomy places the organism in Eukaryota, Metazoa, Chordata, Actinopteri, Siluriformes, Bagridae.